Paramisgurnus dabryanus is the source of this 1443-nucleotide messenger RNA. The record is from RefSeq and is a predicted model, not a curated record. Lineage: Eukaryota; Metazoa; Chordata; Actinopteri; Cypriniformes; Cobitidae.
AUGGACCUAUCCUGGUCUGACUACAGAAGCUGCCAAGCACAUGUCCUGUUCGGCCUCCGGCAGAAGGGGGCCAAUGUGAAGGAUUUCGCUAUGGACUUUUUGAGAUCUGCCAAGUACUCCGGCUUCAACGAGGCAGAGUUAAAGGUAAUUUUCAACAGCUGCCUCGACAAGCCCCUCACUACGGCAGAGCAAAGGACCCUGAAACCCCUGGGCUUCCCGGAUACAGUGGAGUAUUUGAUGAACCGUGAAGAGCCAGGGGAUUCUACUGACACACCUCAUCCUGUCCCUUUGCCUUCCAUCCCGGAGGGCUGUGUUGUCGGGGUGAUGACCCAGGAGUUCUCUGCGCCCUCCACAUCGAGUCCGGUAAGCUCCGCCCCGCCAGUCAGCCUUCGGGGUAGUCGUCUGGCGAGACGGGGAAGGGGCAUUCUGACCGGGGCGAUCAGGCUGGGGAGGUCGUCUCUCGUCUCUCCGGCGCCGGAGACUACGCCCGAUCCCAAGUCCAGACCUCUGUCACCUAUCCCAGGGGGUCGUGUUGUCGGGAUGGUAGUCCAGGAGAACUCUGCGCCCUCCAAAUCGAGUCCGGUAAGCUCCGCCCCGCAAGUCAGCCUUCGGGGCAAACGAGAGCGAAGAGUGUCAUGGGAAUCUGCAUCGGAAGGGUCUUCUACCGAGCCUAUCGUUCCCACCACACCACCUCCUGCCAUCGCUCUCACUGCACCGCGCCCAAAGAAGAAGAAGAGGAAGAAGGGCUCCUCCGCUCUUCAGCCAGCUGCCACCCCUCAGUCCGCUGAUAAGCAGCAGCCUCUGCCUUCGCCGGUGCAGCCUCAGCCAGGGUCUAUCCAGCCUGUGUUGUCUCCGCAGCCGCCCGCUGCGCUCCCUGUCAUUGAUCCUGUGUCGUCUCUGCAGCCGCCCGCUGCACCCCCCGUCAUUGUCCCUGCCUUGUCUCCGCUGCCGUCCGCAGCCUCCCCUGUCAUGAUUCCUGUCUCGCCUCCGCAGCCGUCCGCUGCGCCCCCUGUCAUUGUCUCUGUCUCCAUGUCGUCUCCGCUGCCGGACGCAGCGUCCCCUGUCAUGUUUCCUGUUUCCCCUCAGCCUUUAAACCCUGACCUUGUUGUUCCUGCCUUGCCCCAAGCUGUUUCCUCCCCACGAAACCCUGUUAGGCCUGCCCGGCCUCCACGCACCCAACCCUCAGCUACUCCCCGGGGUCAGAGGUCUCGUCCCGUACCCAGUCCCAUCCCUCCUCCUGUGAACGUUGCUGUUCCCCCGCCCCCCCCUCCCUUGUUUGUUGUUCUUGUUGUCCCACCCGAACCCUCUAGUUGUUCUGUCUUGUCUUCCCUUAAUGGUGUUUGUCAUGUUUUCGUGGAUGUUGUCCAGUGUCCAAUCUGUCUUGUCCUGUGUCUCUCCUUGAGGGCCGCCAGGGGGCGUCCCUUGAGGGGAGGGUCCUGUUAG